UUGACAAAAAAAGAGAGAAUAUGGCAACGAAUCCCGGGAAGAGUUCACAAAAUCAACUGUCGUUGCAAAUGAAAAUGGAGGCAAUAAAGAUGCACGACCACAAAAAGAUGAGCUGUCGUGCGAUUGUCGAGAACCUGGGAUGGCGAGGUCACCACUGUGGGAAGACACAGAUCCAAAACAUCGUGAAGAGAAAGAGUGAGUGGAUCGAGGAGUUCGAGGGGAAUGCUCCCCUAGAUUGCAAGAGAAAAAUUUGCAAGACGGGAAAUGAAGAGAUCAAUGCCCUUCUGAAUGAAUGGUUCAAGGAUGCUACAGCACAGAUGUUUCUGGUUUCUGGGCCACUCCUUCAAGAAAAGGCCCUGGAGUUCCCCAAAGAGCUUGGAAUUUCGGACUUUAAGGCAUCAAAUGGCUGGCUUGGGUCAUUUAAGAAGCAACACAGCAUCGUGUACGGCAAGAUGAGUGGUUAGAGUGGAGGUGCAGACGGCAACACUGUUGAUGAAUGGCUGAAAAAAGUCCCUGAACUGUGCAGCAGCUAUGACCCCAAGGACAUCUUUAACCAGAACGAAACUGGGCUGUUCUUCAAAGCCUCCUUUGCUUCCACUCUUCACGUGAAGGGAGAGGAUUGCUCAGGUGGCAAGCGCUCCAAGGAACGGCUAACAGUGAUGCUGUGUGCCGGUGCCCUCGGGGAAAAGGAAAAGCCCCUUAUCAUUGGCAAGUUGAUCAAGCCUCGUUGCUCUGGUCGACUACAGCGAGACGAUCUUCUCGUUGACUACCACUAAAGCACAUCAAGCUGG
Acanthaster planci (crown-of-thorns starfish) is the source of this 791-nucleotide messenger RNA. Its product is annotated as tigger transposable element-derived protein 6-like. NCBI's taxonomy places the organism in Eukaryota, Metazoa, Echinodermata, Asteroidea, Valvatida, Acanthasteridae. The record is from RefSeq and is a predicted model, not a curated record.